This is a messenger RNA of Scomber japonicus (chub mackerel), 1541 nucleotides long. RefSeq names its product proteasome 26S subunit, non-ATPase 8 (gene psmd8). Gene Ontology annotation, cellular component: proteasome regulatory particle; cytosol; proteasome regulatory particle, lid subcomplex. The coding region runs from base 42 to 839 and encodes 265 amino acids. The transcript has 7 exons. Gene Ontology annotation, biological process: proteasome-mediated ubiquitin-dependent protein catabolic process. The record is from RefSeq and is a predicted model, not a curated record. NCBI's taxonomy places the organism in Eukaryota, Metazoa, Chordata, Actinopteri, Scombriformes, Scombridae.
UAUUCCGGUGACCGGUGUCGUGCAUAUUUUGCAGAAUCACCAUGGCGCUGAAAGAGACUGCAGGUUUAUAUGAGACACUGAAAACAGAGUGGAACAAGAAAAACCCCAGCCUGAGUAAAUGUGGAGACCUCCUGACCAAACUUAAGAUUUCAUUACUGGAGCUGAACUUUUUACCUACCAGUGGGUCCGCUCUCACCAAGCAGCAGCUCAUUUUAGCUCGCGAUGUCCUUGAAAUCGGAGCCUUGUGGAGCAUCCUCAAGAAAGACAUCCCCUCCUUUGAGCGAUACAUGGCCCAGCUAAAAUGUUACUACUUCGACUACAAGGAGGAGCUACCUGAAUCUGCAUACAUGCACCAGUUACUGGGGCUGAACCUGCUCUUCCUGCUCUCACAGAACCGCGUGUCUGAGUUUCACACAGAACUCGAGAGGCUGAGUGCACGAGAUAUUCAGACCAACGUUUACAUCAGGCACCCAGUGUCCUUGGAGCAGUACUUGAUGGAGGGAAGCUACAACAAGGUAUUUCUUGCCAAAGGAAACAUUCCUGCUGAGAGCUACACCUUUUUUAUAGAUAUUCUGCUUGACACUAUUCGUGACGAGAUUGCCGGUUGCAUAGAGAAAGCGUACGAGCAGAUCCAGUUCAGCGAAGCCACUCGUGUGCUUUUCUUCAGUUCCCCCAAAAAGAUGACAGACUACGCCAAGAAGAGGGGAUGGACUUUGAGUCCAGACAACUAUUACUCUUUCACCAAUCAACAGCAGCGGACAGAAGAGGUGAACAUCCCCUCCACAGAGCUGGCACAACAGGUCAUCGAAUAUGCACGACAGCUGGAAAUGAUUGUGUAAUCCAACCCCAGGAAAACACACUCGACCAUGAACAGACACACACACACACACGCCACUGAUCCAGUAUACAUCCAGUCAGCUCGAAUGCAGUUUUCCUUUGUUGAGGGAUAUAACUUCAUUUAUUGCCACAGUGGCUCACUUAUUGUCAAUACAUUAUAAAUCAAUGAACAUUUAUUUUGUGGUGUUUUUCUUUUUUUCACUUAUUAAAAAAUGUGGGGGUACUAAGAGGUGAACAGUCUAUAUCUACCUUUUUAUUAAAGAUAUUAAAGGGUUUAAAUGUUAGUUAAUGAUCCAAGAUAUAUGUCCAACUCUUUGCCUUUUAAGGGUCAUUCCACGACGAAAAAAAGAGCCCUACUCAAGUCCAGCUAGUAAAUUUAAGAAACUCUCAUCUCCAGUUAUAAUCACAAACCUGUGACUUUGCAUUUCUGUGUCAAACCAAAACAUGUUUUACCCCCCCCAAUUUCAAAUUUCAGCAAAUUCUUUUUUUAUAAUAAAAAGUUCAUUUUAAACUCGGCGGAGCUCACAGGAAACGUAUUGCCCUUGCCUUGUAUCCUAGCAACCAACAGAAUUGCCAAUUGAAGUUUUGUGAGUGUUUUCUAAAUGCCCCUGCCCCCAGACGGUUUGUAAUCCAGUUAGUCUUACAAUGCAAAUCUUUGUCUGCAAUAAACGAUUCAGAAAAUAAACUUUUUUUGAAUGACUGUG